UUCUUCCACCCUCAUCCCCAUUCCCCAACGCUUCCAAUUCCAAGAGCACGCGAUUUCCCCUUCCAAAUCCCGCAACAAGUAAAACCCUAGUCGCCUCUCCUCCCCGUCCCGAUGGCCCGCACGAAGCAGACGGCGAGGAAGUCGACCGGCGGCAAGGCCCCGCGGAAGCAGCUGGCGACCAAGGCGGCGCGCAAGUCGGCCCCGGCCACCGGCGGCGUGAAGAAGCCCCACCGCUUCCGCCCGGGCACCGUCGCGCUCCGUGAGAUCCGCAAGUACCAGAAGAGCACGGAGCUGCUCAUCCGCAAGCUCCCCUUCCAGCGCCUCGUCAGGGAGAUCGCGCAGGACUUCAAGACCGACCUCCGCUUCCAGUCCUCCGCCGUCUCCGCGCUGCAGGAGGCCGCCGAGGCCUACCUCGUCGGGCUCUUCGAGGACACCAACCUCUGCGCCAUCCACGCAAAGCGCGUCACCAUCAUGCCCAAGGACAUCCAGCUCGCGCGCCGCAUCCGUGGGGAGAGGGCCUAGGUUCCUGGCCUGGAGUGACAUUUGACGUUUUAUAUGGGUUUACUUAUGUCUGUUUGUUUGGUAGAUUCGGUGUUUAAGGUUCGUGCUUGCGAUGAUGAUACCUGAGGUUCUAUGGUGUGAUGUACUACUGUUAUUGCCUUGUUAUCAUCAGUAAUGCAAUGGGAAACUCUCUCAAUGCCUGUUUUUGCGCGUU
Molecule: messenger RNA, 715 nt
Organism: Brachypodium distachyon (stiff brome)
Lineage: Eukaryota; Viridiplantae; Streptophyta; Magnoliopsida; Poales; Poaceae
Product: histone H3.2
Exons: 1
Coding region: 112-522 (136 amino acids)
Cellular component (GO): nucleosome
Molecular function (GO): protein heterodimerization activity; structural constituent of chromatin; DNA binding
Source: RefSeq, a predicted model, not a curated record